Molecule: messenger RNA, 2433 nt
Organism: Trypanosoma conorhini
Lineage: Eukaryota; Euglenozoa; Kinetoplastea; Trypanosomatida; Trypanosomatidae
Product: putative cullin 2
Exons: 1
Coding region: 1-2433 (810 amino acids)
Biological process (GO): ubiquitin-dependent protein catabolic process; protein ubiquitination
Cellular component (GO): cullin-RING ubiquitin ligase complex
Molecular function (GO): ubiquitin protein ligase binding
Source: RefSeq, a predicted model, not a curated record
AUGAGGCGUGCACCAAAUUCUGACGAUUCUCAUCGGGAUUUUGUGAGUGCUUACUCGGGACCCUUGUUUGCCACUACCUUUGAUUUUGGCGUUCUUUGGAAUAAGGUGGAGAACGUAUGCAAAAAAAUUCUUGGUUGGACAGACUCACCGGAGUUUGUGGGGCAGACGGCCAUUCAACAGGUAGUUCGUGCGUAUACAGUUGUAUAUAGGUUGGUUUCAGUUCCUUGUUUGGACUGUCCCAAGUUGGUUCGUGGAACAAAUUCUCAACAGGACCCCAUUGAGGGCAGGAGUGAGGGGAGACAGGCACUUGUUGUGUAUUACCUAUUACGUGAAACAAUACGCAAACGAUUAUCAUCAGUAGUUACCCAUCGACUCAAGCUUUCGCUAAAAGCUGAACCACCAACUUUGCUGCAUGUAUACUUGAGUGAAUGGAAAACCUUUCUUGUCGCAGUAAAUCACCUAAAGGUGGUAUUUUCCUAUCUUCACAGCCCUUGGCAAAAACGCGAGUUGCCUUCAGAUCAACCCCUUUUACCAACAGAGGUUGUGGCGCUGGUUCAGUGGAGUGAUAUAAUAAUGUCUCCGGAAAUAUGUGGGAGUUUAACGGAGCAAAUAUUUAGUCUUAUUUCACAAGACAGGCUUCACCGAUUGGACGAGGAAUCUACCCGCCUUGUACGAGAUCUUUCACAUUCCUUAGCAAUGUUGAAUGAUCCACGACACACAGCAUAUUCUUCCUUGAUUGAAGAAUCUUACCUUGUGCAUCUACAACGUUUUUACAAGGAGAACAUUAAUCUUUUAAAGACCGGUGGUAUUUUGUCUUAUAUAGAACGAUCUCUCCUUAUCUUUGAGGAUGAAACGGAACGUGUCAAUCGACUUUUAAACAAGUGCACGAUGCUUUCUAUGCUACAACGUUUGGCUGAGGUUCUUAUUGACUCAGAAAUUCAGUACUUUAAGUCGUACUUAAGUGAAUGGAUACUCAACAACAACGGUUAUCUUUUGAACAAAAUGUAUCAAUUACUUUCGAAGAAUUCAACAGGUGUUUUGUUACUUAAGGAAACCUUUGAGAAAUCCGUAUUUGAAAAAGGAUUAGAUGAUGUUAGCAAAAAAUGUGAGGAAAGCAUGAGGUCGAACGAGAAUCUUUACAGUUCUGUUAUUGAGGAGAUUAUAUCUGUACAUAGACAUUUUGAAAAGGUAAAUGAAUCUUUUGAGGGUAAUGGAGUUCUUGAAACGGCGAUGCUUGCUGGACUUGAGAAAAUUUUGAGAGCUCUUCCUUAUCUCAGGAGUUACCAUGUUUUGGGAGAAGAAUUGGCACGCUUUGUCCACACAAAACUGAAAUCCAUCGAAUCCAGAAAAGAUUGUGAAGCUCUCGUGAAGGAGGUUGUAACUGUGUUUCAGCUUCUGCCGUCGAAGAGUUCUUUUCUGGAAUCAUAUCCGAAAUAUUUAUCUGCUAGGCUUUUAUUUGAUGCUUAUUCUGAUGAGUACGAACUUCUUGCUAUUUUGAUAAUAUCUCAAGCCAGCGAUUGUACUUCUGAGUUUGUGUACAGAUGCGAGGUGAUGCUGACGGAUGUUACGGAGAGUAGUGCCUCACUGCGAGACACGUUUGACGCAAAGUACGGAAAUACUCAUAGUACAUCUACAACGUGGUCGUUUCAACCCAGUGUUCUCACAAGUUAUUCAUGGCCAGAUGCUUCUUGUGACGUACAGCUUCCAACACCAAGAAUUUUGUUGCCUAAGCUGGAGGAAUUUCAAUUAUUUUAUUCGCAAGUCCGUCCAAAGCGGCAUAUUACUUUUGUUCCGCGAUACUCCCGUGGUUGGGUAAAGAUGAACUUGCCUAGGGGUUCGCGUAUACCGAGUAUAGAUUUAUGCGUUGGACAGUCCCAACUACUACUUACAGAAUGCUUCAAUAGUCAGACAGAAUGGCCAAUGCUAAACCUGUUACAGGCAAUGGGCGUGACGAACAAUGAAUUAUUUUUAUCUUCUCUGAAUGCUUUUGCUGGUUAUGGUAUUCUUGAAUGCUAUAAUGAAAAUGGACCAAUUGGCCUCCCUCUGAAAUCAGUCAUGGCAGGACAGUUUGUUCGCCUUGGUUCGAAUCCAGAUGUACGAAAAAGGAAGUUGAAUCUUUUUCCUUCUGAAUGGGAGGGAAGUUUUCAGGCUACUGCAGUAUCUAGUAAUGAUUUAGCUAAUGAUCCUGUGGAUGCUUCUCAUCAUAUGGUAGAUCAGUUGAAAGCUCCCGCAGUGCAAGCAACACUUGCCCGUGUGUUUAAGGCCAAUCUUGCUCUUUCGUUUUCUGGCCUUAUGGAGAAGGUUAAGGAAGAAUCUAUGCAAAAAUUUGUGCCUUCUGUUCAACAAGUAAAGGCGGCGUUGGAGUUUCUUAUAAGCCGUGGUUUCGUAAUAAGGGAUGGUUCGGAAGCGGGGCUCUUUUUGUACGUGUACUGA